Molecule: messenger RNA, 6595 nt
Organism: Ananas comosus (pineapple)
Lineage: Eukaryota; Viridiplantae; Streptophyta; Magnoliopsida; Poales; Bromeliaceae
Product: lysine-specific histone demethylase 1 homolog 3
Exons: 9
Coding region: 293-5875 (1860 amino acids)
Molecular function (GO): protein binding; oxidoreductase activity
Source: RefSeq, a predicted model, not a curated record
CCCUCUCUCCUCUUCCUCUUCCUCUUCUCCCUUCGUCUCCAACGCAGGUAAAAAAAAAAAAAUCCCACUUCGCCCCCUCGCGACAUCCACCCACGCCUCCCGUGGCCGCGCCCUCGCCUCCGACGCCGCGUCGCUCGCCGAGAUCGCGCGCUCCCCCUCCCCAAUCCCCAGGAACGGUGAAAGGAGGUGCCUUUGGGCGAGGAAAGAGGCGGGGAGAUCGCAGUUCGCUGUUUGUUGGUGUGCUAAUGGUGUAAAGUUGUUACCUUUGGAGACUAGGUCGGGGAGUUGUAAGAUGGGUGGGGGUGAUGGUGACGAGGGGCAUGUCCUCGGGGCGGAAGGGAACUCGGACGACGACGAGCGGCCGCUGGGAUCGCUGUUCAAGAAGAAGAUCCGUGUUCCGAGGAAGAGACGGGAAGCGGCGCCGGAAGCUAGGGCGGAGGGAAACCCUAGAAUCAACGAGAGGGGCUCCGGCGAGGUCAAUGAUACAUUGGCUGCCAUGCGGAAGAAGCUGAAGCGCCGGAGAAGGGUUGGAGAGGCCGAUGGCGCCGGAUCUGGAGUUGGACAAGAUUCUACCACUUUGGACGGAGAUAGGGUUUCAGAGCAAAAGGGAGCUCUAGCAGAGGUUGAUAAUUGCUCGGACCAUUCUUCUGAUUUGGUUAAUGAUUCGCUCUCGGCCUUCCUAACUUCGCGGUCGGUUCGGAGGUCGAGACAAGUUUCUAAGAAAUCCAAGGAAACAGCUCCACGUGGUAUUAACGACGCGAAACGAAGCCUUAAUAAGGCCUCGGAUGAUGGUUAUGGUGGAAAAAAUGGCGAGAUGAGUACACGUGCUGAUCGGUGCUCGACUCCGAAUUCUGAUGAUGAGCUACUCGCCAAUCAGCAUGUCGUGGGAAAAACUCAGAAAGGGAGAGCUGGAAAUAAAACUGCUCUAAAGCAGCCGAGUCGAAUUCCUAGCAGAGCUUCUAGGAAACCACUUUCUUCUUCUGCUCAAGAAUUAUUAGUUCCCAUUUCAGGAUCGGAAGUGAAGAAUGUAGAAAAGGAUUUUGACAGUUCCUAUAGAAAGUUGGACUGUAAUUUAGAUAACUCAGCACCUUCCUUAAUUCAGGCGAAGGAUUCUGAUUCCGUUUUGAAGGCGAAGGAUGAUAAAUUGUCAGCAACUCAGAGAGAAAACAACUCAAUCCAAGCUUCUGACAGAGCCUUAGAAGAUGGAUCAGACCAUUUUAUUAGUGGGAAUGUAACUCAGUUAAAAGUUCCAACAUGGACAAUUGAUGGCUCUGGGUUGAAACCAUGUUCUGGAGAGCUCAUUGAAGAAUCUGCAUUAGCAUCUAGUAAUGAAACAAAUCAGAAGACUGAAGGUGUUUCUGAAGAAAAUCGGAGAAACAUUGAUCGGGUAGAUCUCUCUUGCGAUGAAACACCAAAUCAGGAAAACAUCAUGAACGGAGAUGGUGUAGUUCUGACUUUUCAGAAAGAAGUUGAAAAACCAUCUUUACGUGAAAAGGAGAUAUCUUUUGUUUUGUUAAGCCGGAAGUCAGAAGCUAUUGCGGAUUGUGACAAAUUGUUACAACAUUCCCCUGAUAACUGUGAGGGAUCUUUGCCAAAAUCCGAUGGCAAGAGCUCUCAAGAUGAUGGUCUCUCUUCAUAUGUUAAUAUAUCAGUAACAUCUCAUCAAGUAGUUGAAGAUUCAGCUGUUCCUUUCACUAAUUGUAAUGGGGUACCAUCUGCUAAUGCAUGCGUAGAUCAAUCUGUUAGAGGAAUCUCAGUUGUAAAUAAAUCAGCGGCUGAUGCUUUCAAAGAGCCCUCUCCUACUAUGAGCAUGAAGGAAGGUGGAAUUACAAAAGAAACGAAUGAAUAUGAUGUACAAUUGGACCCUGACAAUGCAGAAAAUCAAUCAAUGGUGCCACGGGCAAUGAGAAAUGCUAAAAAACGCAGGCAUGGUGACAUGGCAUAUGAGGGAGAUGCUGAUUGGGAUGUUCUGAUGCAUGAGCAAGGAUUGUUUACCAAUAUUUCUAUAGAUUGUAGAGACCGGUCUAUCAAAUCAAAAGAUAAGUCUAAUGCUGACUCAAAUUUGCAAGUUUUUGAUGAUGCUACCUAUGGUGCUGCUGCUGCAGUGGCGGCUGGUCUGAAAGCUCGAGCCGUUAGUCCAAUUGAAAAGAUCAAAUUCAAAGAUUUCUUAAAGCGCAAGGGUGGCCUCCAGGAAUAUCUGGACUGCAGGAACUUGAUACUCAGUCACUGGAGUAAAGAUGUUAGACGCAUAUUGCCUCUUGCUGACUGUGGUAUAUCUGAUUCUCCUUCUGAAGAUGAAUCGUCACGCAAUUCUCUUAUUCGUGAAAUAUAUCAAUUUCUAGACCGUAAUGGCUAUAUAAAUACAGGAAUUGCAUUGGAAAAUGGGGCAAAUAAACUUUUAUAUACGCCUCACUCAGAGGUUGCAAGUGAUUUUGAACUUAAUGAAAGUUAUGGACUGAAUGGUGCCAGUCAUAAUAAUGAAAUUGCUUCCUCUCGUGGAAAUGACGCAGCUGUUGACAAUACCAAAACCCUCAAUGCUCCGGAAACAGAAUUUGAUGCACGUGCUCAAGCGUACACUGAGAAUGAAAAAGAGCCCUCUGCAUACAUUAGAAAAGCAAGUGGUAUAACUGAUUCUGAUUCGAAAGGCUGCAAGAGAAUAAUUGUUGUUGGUGCUGGCCCUGCCGGCUUAACUGCUGCACGCCAUUUGCAGCGCCAAGGCUUUUUUGUCACUGUUCUCGAGGCUCGAGAUCGGAUAGGUGGUCGGGUGUGCACGGAUAGUACAUCCCUUUCAGUUCCUGUGGAUCUUGGUGCUAGCAUUAUUACUGGUGUUGAGGCCGAUAUUGCCACUGAAAGAAGGCCCGAUCCUUCCUCUUUAAUCUGUACCCAAUUGGGCCUUGAGUUAACUGUAUUGAAUAGUCACUGCCCUCUCUAUGAUUUAGUAACGGGUGAUAAAGUUCCUGCAGAUUUGGAUGAAGCUUUGGAAGCUGAAUACAAUAGUCUUCUUGAUGAGAUGGUAUUGGUUGUCGCUCAAAAUGGCGAAGGUGCAUUUAAAAUGUCACUUGAAGACGGACUGGAACGUCUUCUUAGGAAACGUCGUAUGACUCAGUCAACAUCAUUUAUUGCCACUGAUCAGUAUAAAAUGAUCUGUGAUUCCCAAUGUGUAGAUGCUUCAAAGUUCGGGUCAACAGAUAGUGGAAUCGUCAGUAAUGAAGGAAGCGAUAAAACAGAUGUAUUGAGUCCUCUUGAGAGGAGAGUAAUGGAUUGGCACUUUGCACAUUUAGAAUAUGGCUGUGCUGCUAUGCUUAAGGAUGUUUCCCUUCCGCAUUGGAACCAAGAUGACAUAUAUGGAGGAUUUGGGGGGCCUCAUUGCAUGAUUAAAGGAGGUUACAGUACUGUUAUAGAAAGCUUAGGCAAAGGACUUGAUAUUCGCCUAAAGCAUAUUGUUACCAAAGUAGAGUAUGAAACCAAGGAAUCAGAUAAUGUUUGUCAGAAUCAAAACAAAGUAAAAGUAUGCACUUCAAAUGGUAGUGAGUUUUUUGGUGAUGCAGUCUUGAUCACUGUCCCACUUGGGUGCCUAAAAGUCGAGGCCAUUAAGUUCUCUCCUUGCCUACCAGAUUGGAAACAGCUGGCUAUCCAAAGGCUCGGUUUUGGUGUUUUAAAUAAGGUAGUCUUGGAGUUCCCCGAAGUCUUUUGGGAUGAUACUGUUGAUUACUUUGGGACAACUGCAGAAGAAACGGCGCACAGGGGCCAAUGCUUUAUGUUUUGGAAUGUGAAGAAGACAGUUGGUGCACCUGUUCUUAUAGGACUGGUGGUUGGAAAGGCAGCUAUUGAUGGGCAAAGCAUGAGCUCCUAUGAUCAUGUAAACUAUGCUUUGAUGGUUCUUCGUAGGCUUUUUGGCCAGGCUUCUGUACCAGAUCCAGUUGCUUUUGUGGUGACAAACUGGGGAACUGAUCCUUUCAGUAGAGGUGCAUAUUCGUAUGUUGCUAAAGGGGCUUCUGGACAAGACUAUGAUAUUUUGGGUAGACCAGUUGCAAACUGCUUAUUUUUCGCUGGUGAAGCAACCUGCAAAGAGCACCCUGAUACUGUUGGUGGUGCAAUGCUUAGUGGUCUUCGAGAAGCUGUACGCAUUAUUGAUGUACUAAGUAGUGGCAAAGAUUAUAUGGCGGAAGUUGAGGCUAUGGAAACUGUUCAAAGACAGUCAGAAAGUGAGAAAAAUGAAGUCAGAGACCUGUCAAAGCGGUUGGAAACAUGCAAGUUUUCCAGUGAUGCGAUCCAUUCAUUGGUCACUAAGGAAGCCUUGCUACGAGAUAUGUUCUCUAGUGCAAAGACUACAUCCGGGCGGCUACAUUUGGCCAAAGAGCUACUGCGCCUUCCUGUUGAAGUCCUGAAGUCCUUUGCUGGGAACAAAGAAGGACUAGGCACACUCAACUCUUGGAUACUUGAUUCGUUGGGCAAAAAUGCUACUCAGCUCUUGCGCCAUUGCGUCCGCUUGCUCAUGCUUGUAUCUACAGAUUUGCUGGCUGUUCGUUUAUCUGGCAUUGGUAGGACAGUGAAAGAGAAAGUUUGUGUGCACACUAGCCGAGAUAUCCGUGCUAUAGCGAGCCAACUUGUUAGCAUGUGGAUAGAAAUAUUCCGCAAGGAAAAAGCUAAUAACGGUGGACUAAAGUUGUUCAGAAAUAUAUCAGCCUCGGAAACAACUAAGAUCAAAACUAAGGAUUUACAACAGGGAAAACUACCUCUGCGCCCGACUAAUGAAGUUAUGGAUAACAAAGGAUCUCUAAAGAUUCCAAAAUCAGCUGGAAGCUAUUCUCCAUCCAAACCGUACCAUAAGAAAUCUGAUAGUAAGACAACUAAUUUGGAAACCCCUAUGGAUACAAAAUCUGAAGCAAACUCACUACGCUUCCGAAAACCAGCUCAAGGUCUGGAAUCUGAGGUGGAGCAUAAUACCGUUAUUUCAGAAGAAGAGGCUGCAGCCUACGCUGCUGCUGAAGCUGCGCGCGCUUCUGCCAUAGCAGCAGCAAAGGCAUAUGCCUCUUCAGAAGCAGAGGCAACUACUUCUCGAGAGCUUCCAAAAAUACCAUCGUUCCAUAAAUUUGCUAGGCGAGAACAUAAUCUGCAAAUGGAUGAAACUGAUUUUAGAAAAAAAUGGUCUGCAGGCAGUUUUGGAAGACAAGACUCGGUAACUGAAAUUGAUACAAGAAAUUGCAAGGUUAGGAAUUGGUCGGUUGAUUUCACCGCGACCUAUGCCAAUCCAGAGGCUUCAAGAAUGUCUGGUGAUAACUAUACACAGCGAAGCCUUUCGAAUGAGAUGGCAUGUCCUUUAAAUCUUCGAGAACAUUCUGGAGAAAGUGUUGUAGACAGUCGAUUGACAAGGGCGUGGGUUGAUACUGAUAAUGUUGGCACUGGAGGAGUCAAGGAUUUUUCUGCCAUUGAGAGGUGGCAGUCACAAGCAAUGGAUGCAGAUGCUGAUUUUUAUAGAAAUUUGCGAAUUCCUGAUGAAGAAGAUUCAAAUAAAAUUUUCAGAUUACACACUGUAAACCACCAAAAGCGGACUGAUGGAAGUUCUGCCUCCCAGGUUGCUGAAAGCAAACCUAUAUUAGAUGGUCGAUCGCGAGUAGAGCAUAUCAAACAGGGUGUUGUGGACUAUGUUGCAUCGUUACUGAUGCCUCUUUAUAAAACUAGGAAGCUAGAUAGAGAGGGUUACAAGGCGAUAAUGAAGAAAGCUGUCACAAAGGUUAUGGAGCAAUGCACAGAGGCAGAAAAGGCAAUGGCUGUUUAUGAGUUUCUUGAUUUUAAGCGAAAGAAUAAGAUUCGAUCUUUUGUGGACAAGCUGAUUGAGAAACACAUGCAAGUAAAUCAAACUCCAAAUUCUUGACGUCUGAACGCUUGUUUUGUGAGUAAUCAUGUGCAAGGAAGCCAUUACCUACAAAAGGGCCUUGUGCUCAUGACCUAAAGCAGGUCAUGACUUUUGUCUCAUAGAUUGAUGAAAUCAGGAGGAUGGCGAUAAUUUAUGCAGCAGGAACAACAAUUAGGAUGCUAAUAAUCAAGGAUUCCGGAAAUGGACAUGGGUUUUCCGAAAGUGCUUCAGCUUUUGAGGAGCGGCCAUGGAUGACCUAUGUCUGUUAAAGUUCUAAAAAUUUCAGCAUUUUGCUCCUGCAAUGACCCUUAUGUUUGGAGAUGGCUCUUUCUUGAAGUUUUAUGUCAUUCAAGGUGAAUGAAAGAGAGAGAAUGGCGAUCAAAUUCUAUCUGGACUUGGAUGGCCAACUGGUCUGGAACAGGAUUCAAAGUGGCACUUUGACUUGGAUUGAGAAAAGAAAGCCUCACAUCCAUUUGAGUAUAAAUUGUCAUGAAGUAUGUUCAUGCAAAUUAACAGAACCUGUACUUUCUAAGCUUUUGGAGAUUAACCAUAUUCUUUCUUUAGGGAGUUCCAUAGAAGAGACUAGAUUAUUUUCUUUUUUUUUCUUCCUGUACAGUUGUUCAUUCUAACAACAGUAAAACUUCAGAAUGUUCAUCCCUCCCUAGAGAAGAGGCUUGUGAUGCUUUAGUUUGGAAAAGCGAAGUUAAGAUUUAUGACCAUUUAAUGUUCUUACAGAAA